AAAUUUUAACCCCGGGAAUGAACAUUCCCAGAGUUAUCCCGAACCUUUUAUCCCGGGGAUCCCGCUCAGAAAUCCCUUUUUCUCCCCCAUUCCCGAGGUUUUUCCCUCCUCCCAGAGCUCUCCGGGAUGGACGAGGAGCAUCUUGACGACGACCUGCGAGUGUUCAAAGGCCGGUCCCUCCUCCCGCGCUGGCUCCACUCGUUCCUGCCCGUUUAUGUCCUGCUGGGCCUUUCCUUCCUGCUCAGCGUCUCCCUCUGCGCCCUCUCCCUCUCCAGAGUUUCCGCCAUUUCCUCCAAGCUCCACGAGGUGAAUCCAGAGCGGGGGCAGAACUUUUCCAACCGGGAUUCUCUCCUGUUUCCCUGCGGGCCGGAUUCCCGGGAAUGGGAAUAUUUCCUUGGGAAUUGUUACUAUUUCUCGCUGGGCCGCGCCAGCUGGUUCCGGGCCAAGGCUCAGUGCGAGGAGCUGGGAUCGCACCUCGCCGUCAUCGACAGCUUCGCCGAGCAGGUGAUCCCAAACCCCCAUCCCGCCGGGAAUUCCCGCCGGGAAUCCUCCCCGAGAGCCCUUCCCGCGCUCCGCCGCCAGGGAGCGGCCGGGAACCGCGGCCAGGGGGGUUUUUUUGGGAUGCGGUUGGAUCGCGGC
Neopelma chrysocephalum (saffron-crested tyrant-manakin) is the source of this 639-nucleotide messenger RNA. Its product is annotated as hepatic lectin-like. Lineage: Eukaryota; Metazoa; Chordata; Aves; Passeriformes; Pipridae. The record is from RefSeq and is a predicted model, not a curated record. The annotation marks the transcript as partial. The transcript has 4 exons.